Messenger RNA from Nestor notabilis (Kea), 597 nucleotides. It is a transcript of the gene SLC37A1, whose product is annotated as solute carrier family 37 (glucose-6-phosphate transporter), member 1. Gene Ontology annotation, molecular function: glucose 6-phosphate:phosphate antiporter activity. The annotation marks the transcript as partial. Lineage: Eukaryota; Metazoa; Chordata; Aves; Psittaciformes; Psittacidae. Gene Ontology annotation, cellular component: endoplasmic reticulum membrane. Gene Ontology annotation, biological process: glucose-6-phosphate transport; phosphate ion transmembrane transport. The transcript is spliced from 8 exons. The record is from RefSeq and is a predicted model, not a curated record.
GGAGUCAUAGAGUUCUCCCUUUGUCUUCUGUUUGCAAAGUUGGUGAGCUAUACUUUCCUCUUCUGGCUUCCCCUCUAUAUCACUAAUGUAGAGCAUCUUGAUGCCAAAAGAGCUGGGGACCUUUCUACACUGUUUGAUGUGGGUGGAAUCUUUGGUGGAAUUUUGGCAGGCCUGAUUUCAGACAGGCUGGAGAAGAGGGCAUCAACCUGCGGAAUGAUGUUAUUGCUUGCAGCACCCACAUUGUACAUGUUCUCUGCAGUCAGUAAAAUGGGCCUUGAGGCUACUGUAGUGAUGCUGCUCAUCAGUGGUGCCCUGGUGAAUGGCCCUUAUGCUCUGAUCACCACUGCUGUUUCUGCUGAUUUGGGUACCCAUAAAAGCCUGAAAGGUAAUGCAAGAGCCUUGUCCACAGUGACAGCGAUCAUCGAUGGAACAGGAUCUGUAGGUGCAGCUUUGGGGCCUCUUUUAGCUGGUCUUAUUUCCCCAUCUGGUUGGAACAAUGUGUUUUACAUGCUCAUGAUGGCAGAUGCAUGUGCCUUGCUAUUCUUACUCCGUCUUAUUCAGAAGGAGCUUCGGUGUAAUGCAGAUCAUACCCUGUAA